GCUAAGGCAACUCAGGAUGCCUUAUGCUAGGGAAGAUCCCACUAUGGCCUUGCCAGCUGAAAGGGAAGGCGGACUCGAGAUGUUCUUGCCAAGACGGGUUAAAGAGGGGGAGUAUAUUUCUUCUUGGUGGGGCGUGCAGAUGGAUAUGGAUAUCUUCGCCUGGAUCGAGUCUGGAUUUAAUGAUGAUCAGGAUUGCGCAAUUGUGAGGGUGACCCUAUACGCCCCGCCAUCAUUCUGGAUCGAGCAUGGGAUAGAGUUGGCGCUUAGGCAUGAAAGCCUGCUUGCUAGGCCUCUGAGGGUAGCCGUGGCAGCUGCAGCAAAGUGGGCGAGGGAAGCGUCUCGUGAUGGAGAAGAGCAAGUACCGACCCGUGUAGAGGGUUUUAGCCUUAUAAAGAUGUGGGACAAGAAAGCGAUGUGGUACAUGCUCCCUUUGUUCGUUUGUGAAGGACUAAAUGAGGAGGUGUACACCCUCAAGCGGAAGGCGAAGACGUGGGAUGAGUUGAAAAGUUCCUUGAGGCUAAGAUUCCCAGAAGAUGGAAUAGAAGGUCAACGUGGGGAAUGCUCUGUGCCACCAGUUGCGAGCGCACCAUCGCAGGCGGAGAUAAGUGGGUUACAAAGACAAGUAGGGGCAUUGGAGGAGAGGUUAGCAUGGUUGGAAGAGGCCAGGAGAGGCAAGCGGAAGGUUUCAGAAGAUUCCCCAAGUAAGCCGACUGGCCAGGGGGAAAGAGGAGUAGAGAGGGAUGACCAAGAGUCACCCCUCUCGAAAGGAGCCCCAAAGAGGCGAGCCGGUGUUCAGGCGAGCGACAAAGGCAAAGGAGCAAAGGAGGAGCAGGAUGCUAAUAUGACUCUGUCUGUUAUUGCGCCGGAUCCAAAGAGGGGGCUCAUUAACGUGACAGGUCGGAAGAGGCAAAAGAGUGGGUGGUGGUCAGAGCACUGGGUAAAUGUGGUAUUUGAUUGUUGGGGAAAGAUUGGUCGUACCCCUCAAGGAAGUAAGGAAAAGGGUGUGACGGGAAAGAAAGGAAAACUUGAACCUCUCAAAUUGACAAAGGCGCAGCGGAAGGCGAGGAACAUCGCUCAGGGCGGUCAAGGUACCGAAAAAGGGCAGAGUUCGCAGCAGGCAGCAAUUACCCUGCGAGAGUUGGAAAGCGAGGCAAUACCAAGGGGGCCUCCUCUGAUCGAGCAAGCUUUGCAUGGCCAGUGGGCGCCGUGUAACCAAAUGAGUUUGUGGCCGACAUAUAAUCCUUACAUGCCCUGGACGCAAAGUAAUUAUAUGAGCCCUUUGAUGAACAUGAUGCCCCGUGGGCCCCCGCCAGUCCAAAUCCAACCUGUCGGACCAUUGUGGCCACCAAUACAGCAAGUUUUGCAGGACAGUAUGACAGGUGGAAGGGGCCAAAGGCAGGCAGUCGAAAGGGGCCGUGGAGACGGCGGGCGUGGCAGUACGGGCCGUGGAGAUGGUGGACGCGGCAAUGGAGGUCGUGGGAAUGACAGACAAGGCGUCGAGGGUCGCGAUGGGAGCCAGCGAAACCAUAAGUGGGGCUCAAAGAGGAAAGGGGCAUGAUGGUGUUGAACAAGAUGAUUAUUAGAGUGAGCCAAGUGAUCAGGGGUGCGGAGAGGGUAGAUGAGACGACUAGGGCAAAGAAAGUA
This is a messenger RNA of Chara braunii, 1644 nucleotides long. NCBI's taxonomy places the organism in Eukaryota, Viridiplantae, Streptophyta, Charophyceae, Charales, Characeae. The record is from the annotation of a GenBank genome assembly.